This is a messenger RNA of Tetrahymena thermophila SB210, 918 nucleotides long. RefSeq names its product diacylglycerol acyltransferase. Lineage: Eukaryota; Ciliophora; Oligohymenophorea; Hymenostomatida; Tetrahymenidae. The record is from RefSeq and is a predicted model, not a curated record. The transcript has 2 exons. Gene Ontology annotation, biological process: triglyceride biosynthetic process. Gene Ontology annotation, molecular function: diacylglycerol O-acyltransferase activity. Gene Ontology annotation, cellular component: endoplasmic reticulum membrane.
AUGUCCCUUAAUCCUUGGGCAGGAAGACCCUUUAAAGCAGUCUUUGGGUUCUUCUUUAUUUGCUUUUGCAUGAGUCUGCCAUUACAGUUUAUUUACAUUUACAAAAAAGCACUUGAAGGCAAUAUUUUUAUGAUAAUUAUUUCUUUGCUCUAAAUAUACUUCCAGUAUUUUGCUAAAGUGAAGGCUUAGCCUGCUUUAAUCAAAUUUACUAAGUGGAUGCAUUACGAAAAAUACUUUGAAGAAUUUAAUUUUCAUUAGGUUGAAGAGCAUCUUUAGGAAAAAGAUUCAAUUUUCGCAGUUCAUCCCCAUUAUAUGUUUACUUAUGGUCUAGUUUUAAAUUACUAUCAAGGAAAUUUUGGAAAAAAUUUAGCAGUUCUUACAACUAGAAGCUUAUUAAUGCUUCCAGGGUAUGGUCUUCUGCAUUAAUUAACAGGCCUAUAAGGAGUUGAUGCAGAAAAUAUGAAAAAGUUAAUGAAAAACCACCAAAAUUUUGCCUUAGUUCCUGGUGGAUUUGAAGAAGCUACCUUAACAACUAGAAAUGAAUAAAAAAUAUUUGUUAAAAAUCGUAAAGGAUUUAUUAAAUAUGCGAUUUAAGGAGGAUACACUAUCUACCCUGUAUAUAUUUUUGGAGAAUCUAAAGCUUAUCAUUAUAUUGAAAGCUUUCUUAAUUUGCGUUUAGCUUUAAAUAAAAUUAAAAUGGUUGGCGUUUUCUUUUGGAGUAGAUUUGGCCUGAUCAUUCCUGAAUGGAAAGUUAAAAUUAAUACAGUUGUAGGAAAAGCUUUGAAAUUCCCUUAAUCUGAUAAUCCAUCUAAAGAAUUAAUUGAUAAAUGCCAUGCAGAAUAUAUUGAAGCCAUAAAAAAUCUCUAUUACUCUCAUAGGGAAAAGUUUGGUGAAACUGCUGAAUUAGCUAUCUAUUGA